AAAUUGUUCGUCUAGAAUUCUCUUCUUUUCUCUCCAAUUUGGAGUAAAAUGUCCAUGGCCGGCAUUGUUGUAAUCUUCGAUUUUGACAAUACCAUUAUUGACGUCGACAGCGAUAAUUGGGUUGUUGAUCACUUGGGAGCUACAGACUUGUUCAAUCAGCUCCUCCCCACCAUGCCCUGGAACUCUCUCAUGGACAGGAUGAUGGAUGAGCUUCAUGCUCAAGGCAAGACCAUUGAAGACAUUGUUGAGGCUCUGAAACAGGUUCCUAUUCAUCCCAGGAUUGUCCAUGCCAUUAAUGCAGCCCAUGAUUUAGGAUGUGAUUUGAGGAUUGUUAGUGAUGCUAAUGUGUUCUUCAUUGAGACAAUCUUGGAACAUCUUGGGAUCAGGGAUUGUUUCUCUGAGAUUAACACUAAUCCCAGCUUUGUUGAUGAAGAAGGGAGGCUCAGAAUCUCCCCUUAUCUUGACUUCGCCAUUGCUGCUCAUGGCUGCCAUCUCUGCCCUCCAAAUAUGUGCAAGGGUUUGAUUAUUGAAAGGAUCCAGGCUUCUUUAUCCAAGGAUGGAAGCAAUAAGAAGAUAAUCUACCUGGGUGAUGGCAGUGGUGAUUACUGUCCAAGCUUGAAGCUUGUGGAGGGAGAUCAUGUGAUGCCGAGGAAGAAUUUCCCCGUUUGGGAUCUGAUUUGCCGGAAUCCAAUGGUCGUAAAGGCGGAGAUUCAUAGCUGGAGUGAUGGUGAAGGUCUUGAGAAGAUUCUUCUAAGACUGGUCAACUCAAUUUCAGCAGAAGAUAGCAAUAGCAAUUCUGCUCAAUUGAUUUCUGAAGACUGCAAGUUACAAAUAAUGUCACCUGCUGCUGCAAAUGAGGCUCUGCCACAAGCUCUCCCGGUUCCCCAAUAAUUAAUACAGGAUAAUUUUCAUUUUAGGCGGAUGCAAAUAUGAUAGCAGAGUGGCACAAAAAAGUGUAACAUUGCCCAAGUUACAUGAGUCUUGUGACUUCUUGUUGUCAAUUACGUCAGCCCAUACAAAUGGUGAAGGGAAAAGGAUAAUUUCCCACCCAAGUUUUGUUAAAAUGAUGUAUAUAUAUUUAUAACAGAUCAAAAACUCAAAUAUCCAUUCAAGUUUUAAUUUAUUAGAAUACACCCAUAAAUUUUCCCU
Molecule: messenger RNA, 1149 nt
Organism: Mangifera indica (mango)
Lineage: Eukaryota; Viridiplantae; Streptophyta; Magnoliopsida; Sapindales; Anacardiaceae
Product: inorganic pyrophosphatase 2-like
Exons: 4
Coding region: 49-891 (280 amino acids)
Molecular function (GO): phosphatase activity
Source: RefSeq, a predicted model, not a curated record